AUGCCCCCAUCAAUAGAUCGACAAUCACAAUCAUCUAUCAUAUCAACAUUUUCGAGUGAAAAUAAUUCUAAUCUAUCAGACAAAGUUCAACUAAUAGAUUCUCCUAAAUUUGAUAAAGAAUUGUCUGAUUUAACAAUGGUUGGUGGUGGUAAACCAACGCAUGAAGAAACAUUAACCAGUUGUAAAGCAACAGCCAUGGUUUAUAAUGAUCAACAAAAAAAAUGGUUAACAUGUGCUACAACGUCGAAUGGUCCAGCAAAAGUUCAAUUAUUAUAUUCUCAAGAUGCAAAUACAUAUCGUAUUGUUGGUAGACAAAUUCAAGAUCAUGAAGUUGUUUUAAAUCAUAUGAUAACAAAGGGAAUUAAAUGUAAUCGUGCAACACCAACAUUUCUUCAAUGGCGUGAUCAAUCAUCUGUUUAUGGUUUAAAUUUUAUGACUAAAAUAGAAGCAGAUGAAUUUGGUGCAUGUAUGAGUAAAAUUUUAGAAACUGUCAACAAUAAUAAUAUAUCAAUGAUACCAAUAGAAAUUAUUCAUAAUAAUAAUAUUAAUAAUAAUAAUAGUUUAUCUUCUCUUCCUAUUUCUUCUCCUUCCUUUCCAACAUCAACAAUUUCUCGCAAUUCUACAAAUACAAAUAUAAAUACACGACAGUUAAAUCAGUUACCCAGCACGUCCUCAAGCACUUCUUCUCCUACUACUCCAUCUUUACACGAUGACAAAAAUAAACAACAAUCAUUUUUAAAUAAUAAUUUAAACGAACAGCAACAACAUUGCGGUACACAUCCACGUCAAACUUCAAAUUUAUCAUCAGCAGGUACAACGUAUUAUGCACCAAAUACACAGCAACAACAACAACAACAACAACAGCAACAAUAUACAACAAUAAAUAAUUAUAUUUCACCUCCAGGAAAUCAUAAUUCGUUAAAUGAUGAAGAUGAAACUAAUAAUCAUUAUGCGUUAAUAUCAGAUUCAUACUCUUUUACAGAUACUUAUAAUACUAAUAAUCGAACAAAUAAUAAUACACUUCAAAGACCCUCAUCACCACAAAAAAUGGCUGCUGCUCCUCCACCUCCACCACCACCGCCUCCAGGUGGCCUUUUCGCAAUACCAGCAAAAGAUCAACAAUCUUUAUUGAAUCCAAAUACCAGCAAUACGGCUAUACGUAAAACAACUACAUCGACAACUCCGCCAACCAUGGAUCUAAUGACAGAAAUGCAACAGAAAAUCGCUCAACGUCGACGACGAGUAGGCGAUACUGAUCAUACUAGUGGUGAUCAUACGGGUGCUGAAUCACCAUCUACAGGAAAAGCAAAUACAUUAAAACCAUCAACACCUUCAAGUAUACAAAAUUCUACAAUUGUUCCUACGUCUCCUCGAGUUACAAGAAAGACUGAAUUAACAUCCACAGGACAAGCAAAUUUAACAUCGAAUGAUGUUGAAAAAUUGAAACAGGACAUAUUAAUUGAAGUACGCAAAGAAAUUGAUAAAGCUAAACAAGAAAUAAUUCAAGUCAUUAUAGAAAAUUUUAAAAAAUAA
Didymodactylos carnosus is the source of this 1533-nucleotide messenger RNA. The record is from the annotation of a GenBank genome assembly. NCBI's taxonomy places the organism in Eukaryota, Metazoa, Rotifera, Eurotatoria, Philodinida, Philodinidae.